Molecule: messenger RNA, 924 nt
Organism: Danaus chrysippus (African queen)
Lineage: Eukaryota; Metazoa; Arthropoda; Insecta; Lepidoptera; Nymphalidae
Source: the annotation of a GenBank genome assembly
AUGCUCAAUAAUCUAACUACUGCUCUAGGAGGUCACAAAGAGCAGUGUUCAGAGAACAAGCUCGACUUGAAGCCGAACCUGGAGAGGCAUCAUGCGACAGGGGCGAGGCUCCUCGGGCACUCCAUACGAGCUGAACAUUUACAAGGUGGUAUUCAUCAACAGCACAGCGGUCACAUGGCCACAGUACCUGUCAGCAUGUCUUCAUCCACAUCUGAUAGUGACAAGCCAGCGAAACAGAAAAGACAUAGAACGAGGUUUACACCGGCGCAGCUAAAUGAAUUGGAGCGAUGCUUCACUAAAACACAUUACCCGGAUAUAUUCAUGAGGGAGGAAAUAGCGAUGCGCAUUGGACUCACGGAGAGUAGAGUACAGGUCUGGUUUCAAAACCGUCGCGCCAAAUGGAAGAAGCGUAAGAAGAGUACUAAUGUGUUUCGUUCCCCGGGCGCGCUGCUGCCUUCUCAUGGUCUGCCACCUUUCGGGGCUGGUGAUGUCUGCAGUCCAGGAGUUUUCGCUGAUAGACCCUGGUCUAUGCCUGCAGGUUUGGGCCAGUUGUCUCAAGGCGGUGUGGCGAUGGGCGGCUUCGGCCAGUUGUCUGAACUCAACCCGGCACUACCCAUCAGCUCAGUGGCAUCACAGCCUUAUCAGUCACACUACCCGCUGAAUACACUCGGUGAUACAAUGAUGUCUUAUUGUAACAACAUUAGCGGCCAGCAGCUGGAGGGGUCAGCGACCCCGACCCCGCCGCACGGGGGUCACUGUGGACCCAAUAAUGGAUCACCUACCAACGGUGGCAAUGAAUGUGGCGAGGAUGAAGUAUGGCGCGGUCACAGUAUCGCGGCCUUAAGGCGACGUGCCUCCGAACUAUCGGCCGCUAUACCACCAUACUUACAACUCAACUACGACGCACACAGCCCCGUAUAUUGA